This is a messenger RNA of Leptopilina heterotoma, 734 nucleotides long. RefSeq lists its product as uncharacterized. The transcript has 3 exons. The record is from RefSeq and is a predicted model, not a curated record. NCBI's taxonomy places the organism in Eukaryota, Metazoa, Arthropoda, Insecta, Hymenoptera, Figitidae. Bases 148 to 489 code for a protein of 113 amino acids.
AAUUUGUUGCCUGUUGUGCAACUUCUCUUACUAUAUAUACACUCGUUAUCCUAAGAAAUGUAUGUAGGCCAACAAUUUACUUCAAAUUAAUUUCUAUCAACAUCAAUAUAAGCAUACAAACGAGUACAUAAUUUUCAAAAAAAAAGAAUGCAUUUCUCUUCAUUAUUGAUAUUGUUAUUAUUGAUUAAAGUAUAUGAUUGCGGUUCAAUUAUGAAAAGGACAGAGGUACAAGAUUAUAGCUGUGUAACAUGUAUUAACCAAACACAUGUUAAGCAUGGAUAUUGCAGAGCAAAAAAUAGAAUUUGCCCAAGUCGUAUUUUGCCCAACGAUAAGGUUGUUGGACAUAAAGACUGUCCACAAGGAGAAUAUUAUUGCUGCUAUCAAAGAUACUUAGACCCAUCUCUGCUUCCUGAAAAAGGUCGUUCUACCGGACAUAAACAACCAUAUCCAAAAGACUUUUGCAAAUCCUACACCGGAAAAAAUGCCUAGGACCCGUAUACCAGGAAUUGACUAGGGUUUCUAGUUACGAGAGGAACCCACUAUAGAAUCCUAGUCAAAGUAAUAAAAUUCAAGCAUAGUUAAAGUGACCAGGAAAAUAAAGUCAAAUUGACUACGAAAAUAAUAUGUAUUAGAUUUACACUGUGUAUCAUAAUUAUUUGAAAUUGCUAAUCAAAUUCUUAUUGUCAAAUAAAAGAGAAAAACUUAUUAAAAGAAAAAAAAAAUUAAUUACUGUA